Molecule: messenger RNA, 486 nt
Organism: Calliphora vicina (urban bluebottle blowfly)
Lineage: Eukaryota; Metazoa; Arthropoda; Insecta; Diptera; Calliphoridae
Exons: 2
Coding region: 106-447 (113 amino acids)
Molecular function (GO): chitin binding
Source: RefSeq, a predicted model, not a curated record
AAAGUGCAGUGAGAAGGAACUUGUAUAUAAAUCAAUCAACCAUCAAGUUAAAGUCAUCAUAAAAGUUGUGUAACUUGAAUCGAUUAAACACUUUCCUUAAACAGCAUGAAAAACUUAUUAAUUAUAGUCAUCUUUGUGGUCGUUGCUACUAAUGCAGACAUUGAAAAUACCAGUUUUAAUGGCAGACCUGGUUGUAAGACUCUGGCUGAAGUUGGCAUGACUUAUGCCAACUUUUUCGAUUCAUCACGUUAUUGGCAUUGUUACGCCAUAAAUAAUCAAGCCAUCUCUGAACGUUGUCCAAGUCAAUAUGGCUACCAGGCGAGUAUAAAGUCCUGUGUACCCUAUACUGUGUGGAGUUGGGAAGAGCCAGUCAUGCCUCCAAGUUGUCCUGAUUUCGAACAAGAAUGUGUAUCCGGUUCAUCUGUUAUUGCAAAUAAGCCUGUUUAGAUUACUAUUGUAAUUUUUUUAAUAAAUCGUUAAAUAAUA